Sphaeramia orbicularis (orbiculate cardinalfish) is the source of this 3909-nucleotide messenger RNA. RefSeq names its product high affinity cationic amino acid transporter 1-like. Gene Ontology annotation, cellular component: plasma membrane. The coding region runs from base 234 to 2177 and encodes 647 amino acids. Gene Ontology annotation, biological process: L-arginine import across plasma membrane; L-ornithine transmembrane transport. Gene Ontology annotation, molecular function: L-lysine transmembrane transporter activity; L-arginine transmembrane transporter activity; L-ornithine transmembrane transporter activity. The record is from RefSeq and is a predicted model, not a curated record. NCBI's taxonomy places the organism in Eukaryota, Metazoa, Chordata, Actinopteri, Kurtiformes, Apogonidae. The transcript has 13 exons.
UUUUUACGCGUGUAUGUCCUUCUCAACAAACCAUCUGUCAGAAGUCAAGCUGAUGAAAGCGUCUUCUACUUUGCUGUUAUUGUUGUAUUAGUGCUUUAAUUGAAGAAGGCGCUUUUUCGUGACCGCGCGUAAAAGAAGGAGGACUUGAACACAUCGCCGUCGUGUCUGGAGUUUCCGUCUUCUGAAGGUCAGUUCUCUUGAAUAGAGGUUGCAGAGCAGGGUUUUUUGCCAGGAUGAUUCUGGCGACGUUAAAAGACAUCGGGAAGCAGCUCCUGAGGGUGAAAGUUGUCGACUGUAACGCAGAGGACUCUCGUCUGUCCAGAUGCCUCAACACAUUUGACUUGGUGGCGCUCGGCGUCGGCAGCACGCUGGGCGCUGGCGUCUACGUGCUCGCCGGCGCUGUGGCCCGGGACAGCUCUGGACCCGCCAUCGUCCUCUCCUUCCUCAUCGCCGCUUUGGCCUCGGUCUUGGCCGGUCUGUGUUACGCUGAGUUUGGGGCCCGUGUCCCCAAAACGGGAUCAGCGUACCUCUAUAGCUAUGUGACGGUCGGAGAGCUGUGGGCCUUCAUCACAGGCUGGAACCUCAUCCUUUCAUAUGUCAUAGGAACUUCAAGCGUGGCCCGAGCCUGGAGCGCAACCUUUGACGAGCUCAUUGGAAGGCACAUCGAGGAGUUCUGCAGACGGUACAUGACCAUGAACGCUCCGGGCGUCCUGGCAGAGUAUCCAGACAUAUUUGCGGUCUUCAUCAUCCUCACUCUGACAGGACUGCUCGCGUUCGGAGUGAAGGAGUCGGCCUUGGUAAAUAAAGUAUUCACCUGCAUCAACGUACUAGUGCUGCUGUUCGUAGUCAUCUCUGGCUUGGUGAAAGGAAACCUCAAAAACUGGAGGAUCGACCCUGAAGAAAUCCUCAACACUACCAACAGCUCUAGAUUUAAUACAUCGGAUGUUCUACCAACAGAAGAAAGUAUCGGUGCAGGGGGUUUCAUGCCUUUUGGGUGGACCGGAGUCCUGUCUGGUGCUGCUACUUGUUUUUAUGCCUUUGUAGGAUUUGACUGCAUUGCAACUACAGGAGAGGAAGUGAAGAAUCCCCAGAGGGCCAUUCCUAUCGGUAUUGUAGCCUCGCUCCUCAUCUGCUUUGUGGCGUACUUCGGUGUGUCCGCCGCCCUCACUGUGAUGAUGCCGUACUACAUGUUGGACAAGAACAGCCCACUACCAGUGGCCUUUAAGUAUGUGGGCUGGGAGGGAGCCACUUAUGCUGUGGCCAUUGGCUCAUUAUGUGCCUUGUCGACCAGCUUACUAGGCUCAAUGUUCCCAAUGCCCAGAGUGAUCUGGGCCAUGGCAGAAGAUGGUCUGCUCUUCAAGUGUUUGUCUAAAAUCAGCCCGCGAACCAAAACCCCUCUAACAGCUACAGUAACAUCAGGUGUUGUGGCAGCGGUGAUGGCCUUCCUGUUUGACCUGAAGGACCUGGUUGACCUCAUGUCCAUUGGUACUUUGCUGGCAUAUACACUGGUGGCUGCAUGUGUCCUCGUCCUCAGGUAUCAGCCUGAACAGCUCAGCUCCACCUACGAAAUGGCCAACACUCAGGAUGAAGCUGAAAUGUCUGAGUUAUACAAUGAAGGUAACAGCGACAUCCUACCGCAGCCCGAUGAUAAGUUCACCCUCAAGAACCUCCUGUCGCCUUCAAACACGGAGCCGUCCCCUCUGUCGGGCUUUGCUGUCAACAUUUGCACCAGUAUCCUCGGCAUUUUGGUGUGUGUCUUCAGCGUUGUGGCAGUUCAAGGCGGCCUCGCGCCCUGGUCACUGGGUGUCAUCUGUGUUAUUAUCGUGAUCUGUAGCAUUCUCACAUUUGUUGUUUGGAGGCAACCAGAGAGCAAGGCCAAGCUGGCUUUCAAGGUUCCUCUGCUGCCCUUCAUCCCUGUCAUCAGUAUGUUCAUCAACGUCUACCUGAUGAUGCAGCUGGACAGAGGAACAUGGAUGCGCUUUGCUAUCUGGAUGGCUUUGGGUUUCCUCAUCUACUUUGGAUAUGGUAUUCGUAACAGUGCAGAGGCAGUACUGACCACAUCCGACGUCUGCAGGAUAAAAGGAGAACCCAUGACACGGGAAAAAGAAGCUUUCCUCCACAACACGAACAACGCCGUGGGAGAUGACGAAGAUGAGGAGGAGGAGGGGGAUUCAUAAGGAGGAGGUUUAUUUUGUCCAGUCUGUCCUUCUGUUCUACAUAUCUGACGUGCAGAUCCAAUAAAUUCUCCACGAUAGUUUUAAUGCACGGAGCGUAUGGAGGUUUUAGUAGCAUCCAAUCCGAGCUGAGUCAUCAACUCAGUUUUUACCAAAAGAUUUUUAACUCUUUAGUCGAUCUGAAACUCAAAAAAGAGACAAAGAAUCUUGUUACAAACAGUUUUUUUGCACUGUGAUUUUACCUGUUUUUACUAAACGCCACAAAUUUUAUUGAUAAGAAUGAGAGAAAAAUAUGAAAUUCUAUUUAUUAUUUUAUCUUUAUUUGGUUUCCUUAACUAAACUGAUGAGAUGUAUUUUUAAGGAGGUGGUGUGUUGUGCUUGGAGGCAUCUGUUGACAUUAGCUGACCUUAGCAUACAUAGGCUAACAGUAGCUAGCGCUGCUCAUUUGCUGCUGUAAAGGAGCAUGCAGAAGCAUUAUAACAGAAAAUCCAACCAUAAUCAUCUGUAUUUCCUGCCCAGACAAAAAGUCACACAUACUUUUCUUUUUUUCUUUUGUUCAGACAAGGUAUAGUUUUUAGAUGUUACCUUGUCUGAACAAAAAAAAGCAAAGUAUAAUAACAUUAACAGAAGACAAAAUGAACGUCUUUAGCUUUAAAAAGUCACAUAUGUAAUAUUUCUUUGGUGUAGCUUUAUCUUUAUCUUACAGGACACAUUAAUCAUGAAAUCCCUUAUGUCGCACAUUCGUAAACCAGUAUCACGAAGAAUACCACAUUUGUUUUCAACCAUAGUUCCAUAAUUUUCCAUCCAUUCAUAAUUUUGGCCAAGCUAUUACCAUAAUGAUGGAGAGUUUGACCAGUGAAGUCGCCUGAAGUCUUCUCCAUCACAUUAAACAGAUACUCAGUAGGGUUCAGGUCUGGCCAGGUCAUGUGUCCCAUGUUCCUGAACCACUUUUCCGCAAUCUGAUCCUGAUGAAUCCUGGUGUUGCAGUCUUGGAACAUGCCAGUGUCAUCAGCAAAGAAAGAAAUAACCUGUUCAUUCAGUAUAUUCAGUCAGCUGACUUCAUUUUAAAGUGAAGACGCACCAACCUGAUUUUCGGCAGUGGAAGGUCGUCGGGCAGUUGGUAUGUUCUGUGCGACUGGCCGCUGUUAAUGCCAUCGCCAUUCAUUUCAGCCGAUUCAACAUAUGUUAUCGGCCACUACCCGUCGUUCAGUCGGACCAAUCUGAUUGGUGGAGGGAUAGCCCUUGAAUAGUGAAUCAGUGAGCAAGAAGUUUCCAUGUGAAUACAUCUAUGCCCAGGUACUUCACACUGUUAUUGUCUUCUAUAAUAGGCUCGUAUCGUAUCUGAAUGAGUGCCAGUCAGUGUUGACUAGACUUCAAUCAUUCCAUGAAGUGAACACUGUUAGCAUUGUUAGCAUAGUGUGAUUUCUCCUUAGUUUUUGCCUGCGACAUCUUUCUUCUUCCACAAAAAGAAACCCGGCAGCUGACAACGCCAGUAUCCUCUUGUUACUAGCUAUCCGUUCAACGAGUACAACAACAACAACCCUUCUGGACUACUCAACACUCUGCUAACAAUGACUGACGACAGUGAGCUCUAUGUUUUGGUCUCGAGAGUAGGGGUGUCUAAUGGCAAGAAGCUGGCGAUAUGAUACAAAUAACACUACUAGGAUCACGAUCCGAUAUAUCAUUAUAUAUCAUGAUACUGUUAAAAAGGCAAUUUUUUUGUUUCUUUUUUUUA